Ostertagia ostertagi is the source of this 2094-nucleotide messenger RNA. NCBI's taxonomy places the organism in Eukaryota, Metazoa, Nematoda, Chromadorea, Rhabditida, Trichostrongylidae. The record is from the annotation of a GenBank genome assembly.
AUGUCGUGUCGGUAUUUGAUCGGGCAUCCACAAGGUCCAAUUACAGUACUGAAGCGAGUAUCAACAAGCGUUCUCCAUCAGGAUAAAGAGGGAAUCAAUGGUUCUGUUGGAACUCUCUGUGGCACAGCAUCGAUGGAGAGAAUAGUUGUGGCUGCUUCAUGGGUUGAUAACUCGAAAUCGGGAGUGCGAGUUUGGUGGUUGGAUCGAGUAAACAACAGCCUGUCUCCUAGUCAUUUUUUCGAGAUUGAUGACUUAGGUACAGUAUUUGCGAUUGCCGCAGACAUGCAGAUGCUGUCAAAUGGAAUGGUUCUUCUUGCUGUGGGCACUACAAAAAGAUCCAUUGAUCUUUAUUGUGAGACUGCAUGCUCUAAGGCGGUGAAACGGGCUCUUUCUAUCACUGCACAUGAGGACUGGGUGCACUCCAUUGCUUUCAAUCAGUCUUAUCCAGUCCUACUGGCCACAGCGGGUCAGGACUCUUACGUAAAGUUGUGGCGUAUUGAAAAUGAAACUGAGAAAACGGACGUUGAUGAAUUGAAUGUAACUAAAAACAGCUUCAAAAUUGCUGGUGCCGAUGGCGAACUCUCGCUAUCAAUAAGCAGUGAAGCUGUUCUGGCUGGGCACGAUGAUUGGGUCCAUUCGACGUCAUGGGAUAGUGCUGGACAACUUCUACUCACUUCCUCUAGUGAUAAGACUAUUAUUAUUUGGAGGGAGACUUCUGAUGGAAAGCUUUGGAGCGAUGCGGUGCGACUGGGAAUCGUAGGAGGACAAGCUGCUGGUUUCUUUGGCGCUGCGUUUUCUCCUGAUGCUCGUCAAAUUGUGGCCUCCUCGUACUUUGGAGGACUUUACGCAUGGGUUGCAAAUGAGGAAGCUGACGUCUGGGACGCAGCUGCAGUGUGCAGUGGCCAUGUCGGUGCAGUGCGUGACGUUGCAUGGCAUCCUUCUGGGAAAAUGUUUAUUUCCGUUGGUGAAGAUAAGACUACUAGGGUUUAUAUCCCACAGAAGGAACAGAAAGGCUUCAUAGAAGUGGCUCGACCUCAAGUUCACGGUCACAGUAUGCAGUGCAUUGCAGUUGUUUCCAGUUCCGUCAUUGUGACUGGCGCGGAGGAGAAGAUAUUCCGUGCCUUUCAAGCUUCGAAAGCUUUUGCGAAAAGUGUAUAUAACAUUACUGGUUCUGAAAUAACAGAGAUUUUUGGCGACUGCACUUUUCCAUCUUAUGGUGCAAGAGUCCCUGCUUUGGGUCUAUCUAACAAAGCAAUUGAAGAUUUCGAAAUAUCUCAGUUUGAGGGCGAUGGUGAUGCUCAUUGGGAAGAGGCGGCUUUCCAGGCGGCGCCUGUUGAACUCAACUCCCCUCCCACAGAGGACUGCUUGCAGCAGAACACACUGUGGCCAGAAAUUCAAAAAUUAUAUGGUCAUGGCUACGAAGUGUACGCAAUUGCAGUCAACCCCGCUGGCACUGUACUCGCCACAUCUUGCAAGGCUAGUCAAGCCGACGAUGCCGGUGAUUGCAUUGUGGGACACAUUGGACUGGAGCAAGAAGUCGGAAGGCACCAAUUGACGGUUACCCAACUCGAGUGGUGUCCAGCUGGUACGCGCUUGCUGAGUGUUAGCAGAGACCGUAAAGCCAUUCUUUACCGUGAACAAAAUGGAGAUUUUAACGGGUUUUGCUACGAGAAAUUGUGGUCUUCCAGUAAGGAGCACUCAAGGAUUAUAUGGUCCUGUUGCUGGUUCGAGGAUUCGCAGCACUUCGUAACUGCAUCACGAGAUAUGCAGGUAAUCAUAUGGAAAUGCAACGACGAAAAUACAGCACCAGUUUGCUCGUUCAAAUGUUUGCAAGCAGUCACAAGCGUUGCUGUGUGUUGCGGGAGUGAAUUGAGAGACGCGGUAAUUGCUGCUGGCCUUCAAGAUGGCUCAGUAGUGCUACUGGAUCUACAAGGAAAUCAACUCCGACCCAUUUCGCACUACUUCAUUCCAUCUCUGCCUGUGGAUAGCCCCAUAACGCGGUUGAGAGUGAAUCCGAGAGAUAGGUAUGAGGUAGCUGUCGCUGGGAGUGAUGGGAAGUUACGAGUGCUACGAUUGAGCAUUAGCAGUGCUUGA